ACUCUAACCGAUCUCUUGUUAAUUUUCAGUUCCAGAGAAGAAAAGUUUCCAGCCAACCAGGGCUCCCAUUUCAGAGAAGAGGUGGAAGUUACAAAGGUUAUAGAUUGGGCUAGAUUUGAGUUAAGCCUAACCCAAACAUAGGUUAGUUGAAGCUCGACUCAAAUUCCUACCGUGAGAGGAUUGAUAGUUUGGUUAUCAACAGAAAAACUAUAUCCAAGAAGGAUCUAUUUAGUCCCAUAGUAUAACUUAGACAUUUGUCCCUUGAAUAAUUUAUCACUUUGACCAAUUUACUCUAAAUCCGGCCGGUUAUUUGGGCCACUGCUUAUUUAUCAGUCUAGGAGUAGGAGAUUGACUAGUUAGGAGACAGAGAAAGAUGGAGAUGGAUCAAAGAUAGAUUUGGAAGGCAAGAGAAAGAUGGUUUUAAUUGAGAUGACGUGCAUGUGAUGUUAUCUUUCUUUACAAUCCACAUCCUCAAAGCAAAGUUCCAGGAUAAACGGGCCUACCUCAAUUGCUUUCUGGACAGGGAAAUCAACAUUAAGAAAGAAAAGAAAGAAAGCAAAAGGCUAAACAAACAGAAAAGCUCACAUUAAAAAGAAGGGAAGAAGAAGAUAUACGAAGGAGGUGAUGAUGAUGAUCACUAGCCCUGAGAAUUCCACAAAUGAAAAUAUUUCUCAAGAAUCCAUCAGCACUACCACUUGCCCCAGCUGGAAACUUUACGAGAAUCCAUUUUAUAAUUCACAGCGCCCUCCAAAUCAGCAUAAAAAACAAAACCAACAAAGCUACAAGCAUAUUCACAAUCUACACCUUCCUCUCUCAGCUCGUAAGAUCGCAGCUUCUUUCUGGGAUCUAACCUUGUUCAAGCCAAUCAUGGAAACUGAGCUGGAUAUUGCACGAGCACAAAUAAUUGAAUUGAAAGCUGAGCUUGAUUACGAACGGAAGGCACGUAAGAAGGUUGAGUCAUUGAAUAAGAGACUGGCUAAAGAACUGGCUGAAGAGAGAAGAGGAAGAGAAGCAACGGAAAGAGCGUGUGAAGAGCUUGCUAGAGAGAUUUCAUCUGAUAAAGAAGAGAUAGAUCGCAUGAAGAGAGAUAUGGAGGAAGAAAGAAAGAUGCUGAGAAUGGCUGAGGUGUUAAGAGAAGAAAGAGUUCAAAUGAAGCUCACGGAGGCCAGGAUGCUCUUGGAAGAAAAGUUAAUUGAAUUGGAGGAAAUUAAAAGUGGUAAAAUUCCAGGACUCAAUAAAAGAGCUUCAAGUAGUUCUGGUAACCUUUCAGGGAAAAUUUCCGGGUUCGUUUUGGGCGAGAAAUGUAUAGAUGAUACUGACCCAAGAGACUCAACAAGAUUAAGUUUGGAUUCAAGUGAAAAGUUGUCUUGCAAUAUUGAUAAUGUUGGUUGUGUUUCAUCCAUGGCAAUCCAGAGAAGAACUUCAUCAGAAGCUGAGAAUCCACAUAUAAAGCGAGGGAUUAAAGGGUUUGUUGAAUUUCCUAGAGUGGUUAGAGCAAUUGGAUCCAAAAGUAGACAUUGGGGAAAAAAACUGGAAUGUCAAAAGGCUCAGCUAAGAAUUCUACUUAAACAAAGGAGUCCAAUCCGAUCCAAUGAUCUUAUUUUGAGUUAAAAAGGAGAUCAUCAGUAAUGUUGUUCAGAAUUGCCUUCUAUUCUAUGUCUUCAUUAAUUUUGUUCUUUCUUUACAUGUUAUCUUUUUCAUAUUUUUCUUAUUCAUCCUUGAUGUUAUUACUCAGUACCCCAAAAUCCAUUGUUCCUGGAAGCUUUAAUGAAGUAAAUAUAUCUUGGCUGUAAUUGUAAAGACAUUAUGAUAACAUAUUUGAUUGAGUUUAUUAUUAAUUUGUA
This is a messenger RNA of Mangifera indica (mango), 1844 nucleotides long. RefSeq names its product protein BRANCHLESS TRICHOME. The transcript has a single exon. The record is from RefSeq and is a predicted model, not a curated record. Bases 625 to 1611 code for a protein of 328 amino acids. NCBI's taxonomy places the organism in Eukaryota, Viridiplantae, Streptophyta, Magnoliopsida, Sapindales, Anacardiaceae.